AUGGUGAACAAGGCUAUCAAGAAUAUUGUAGACCAAAAUAGAGUCUCAAGUUUGUUUCGUGAUACUUUCACAGGACCAACAUGUCUAUAUCAUUGGUUAAGUACCAAGAGACCUGUAAGUCAAUGUUGUUACCUAUUUAAUCCAGUUUUCACAUCAAUUCGAGAUAGUUUUGAUGAACAAGCUUUCAUAGUCACAAAGAAGCAAAAGACGACUCAGAGAAAUAAGCGCAUCACACUUGAGGAAUUAUUUAGGCGUCGAGAAAGAGAGGAAGAACUGCUUUCCACCAGUCGAACCAAACGUUCCCUCCAAUUGACCUUUGAGGGAUUGGUC
Molecule: messenger RNA, 330 nt
Organism: Acaulospora morrowiae
Lineage: Eukaryota; Fungi; Glomeromycota; Glomeromycetes; Diversisporales; Acaulosporaceae
Source: the annotation of a GenBank genome assembly